CUAAUUCUAAAUCCAAUGAAACAAAUAGAAAAGUGAAAACUGGUGAACACUUUGUCUUUCUCAAAUAUUUUAGUUCAGUUUCGACUUAAUUGUGCAAGUUAUUGUAAAAUUAAAAAAAAUGAGCUGUUUCGAAAACAUAACAUUGCCUGACUGCGCGUGGUUUGAGGCUGGAGAAAAGCGCAACGUUCUUGCAUCCAUAUUAUCUGGGCUUUUGUUUUUUACGGGUUGGUGGUUUAUUAUUGACGCAGCAGCUGUGUAUCCAGGUGAUCUCCCGAAUGCAUCACAUGUUUGUGGAGUCAUGGCCACUCUGUCUCUCCUAAUGGUCAAUUCUGUAUCUAAUGCACAGGUGAGAGGGGAGACUUACACUGGAGGAUGUAUGGGUCCCCGAGGAAGUAGGCUGUGGCUGUUCCUUGGCUUUGUGAUUGGAUUUGCUUCACUUAUUGCUGCUUGCUGGAUACUUUUUGCAAAUUAUGUUAAUGCUGGAAGCAGUAAGCACACUUGGCCUGGAGUGAGUUUAUUUUUACAAAACGCUUUUAUAUUUGCCGGAUCUUUGGUAUUUAAGUUUGGCCGCACUGAAGAUGUAUGGGGUUAAUUAUGAACAUAGUAUAAGGUAUAUUAUACUCUUGCAGUAUCUUAUUUUUUUGUGUUGACUGAAUUUUCGAAUAUAGCAUUAUCAGUCUGUCACCUUAUGUAAAACAAUUUUCAUAAUUUUAGGCUAUGAGAGAUUUUUAUGAUUAUUCUGUUUUCAAAUAUAUAUCACAUUUAAUUUUUCUUACUAUCAUUCUCAAAUCAUUGUAUGUAAAAUUACGAAAGAAAACAAUAAAUUGUUGUGAAAAUGGUAAAUUUGUGUACAGGGUGACUCCCAGUAAAUAAAAUAAAAAGUAUUUAGAUUACAUUAAAUAUUUCUAAUUUCUAUAAAUAAUAACAAGAUAAAAAUAGCAAGGCAUAGGCUUUAAACGAUAAUCUUAGUAUUUAACUGUCAUAUUUGAGAUUAAAAGAGAACAGUUUGCCUUUUGUUUUAUACAUUAUGGUGGCUGGUAUAUACUUGCUGAGAUUUCUCAGCCUCAGCAAGAUUGAGUGUGUUGGUUCAUGCGCCUCUUAAACUCUCGGCCGCGUGUCCAUUCCAUGAAUCAGAGAGAAAAAUUGGCCAGAGGCUCUCAUUGUGUGUGUUAAGCCAUAAGAUAAAUUUAAUAUUUUAGCCAAAAAUCUUAUUUCAUAGAUAAGAUUCAUAUUAUUUAGACAAAUACUCUUUCUUUCCUUUUUUUAUAGUACUUUUAAAUGAUUAUGUAUCUACAAAUGGUUUGAAUUUAAAUCAAACUGUUUAUAUAAAAAUAAUUGUAUUUAAAAUAUUCAAUGUUAUUUGAAUUUUAAAUGAAACAAUUUUCAUUUAUUAAUAAAAUAUAUUUACAUUGUAGACAAAUCCCGAU
This is a messenger RNA of Pieris brassicae (large cabbage white), 1427 nucleotides long. RefSeq names its product transmembrane protein 50A. The record is from RefSeq and is a predicted model, not a curated record. Gene Ontology annotation, biological process: protein targeting to vacuole; late endosome to vacuole transport via multivesicular body sorting pathway. The transcript has 4 exons. Bases 119 to 592 code for a protein of 157 amino acids. NCBI's taxonomy places the organism in Eukaryota, Metazoa, Arthropoda, Insecta, Lepidoptera, Pieridae.